GGGGCUGGAUGCGGCAUGCAGGGCUGGCCACCACCUCAUGUGCUGUCUGCAUGUCACCUCAGUACACAUGGGGACAAGUGGCCUCUUGGCACUGAUUCCGGUUCUCCAUGCUCAGCCCAGCACCUUGCAGAGCAGGGAGGUGUGCGGGGCUCUCGCCUUCGCUCUUUCCAAAGGAUAAAACCCAAUCCCCAAACCCAAACGAGAAGCAGAAGCGCUCAAAGUGCCAGCCCCCGGCUGGCGGGGUCGGUGGCGCAUCCGCAGUGCUCCGGCUGCACCUUUGAGGAGGACGGUGACCCGAGCCAGUGCGAGUACAGCCAGGGCGAGGACGAUGACUUCGGGUGGGAGCUCAUCCGCAGCUACAUGAUGCCGCACCUGACGGCUGACCUGCCUCACGGCUCCUACCUGAUGGUGAACUCCUCGCAGCACGCCCCGGGCCAGAGGGCUCAUCUGCUCUUCCAGGCGCUGAGCGAGAACGACACCCACUGCCUCCAGUUCAGCUACUUCAUGUACAGCCGGGACGGGCGCAGCCCCGGCACCCUCAGCGCCUACGUCCGCGUGACAGGGGGGCCGCUGGGCAGCGCCGUCUGGAACUCCUCCGGCUCCCACGGCCGCCAGUGGCACCAGGCGGAGCUGGCGGUCAGCUUGUUCUGGCCCAGCGAGUACCAGGUCCUCUUCGAGGCGGUGGUCUCCAGCGAGCGCAGGGGUUAUUUUGGCUUGGAUGACAUUUUGCUCUUGAAUUACCCAUGCUCAAAAGCGCCUCAUUUCUCCCGCCUGGGCGACGUGGAGGUCAACGCGGGGCAGAAUGCCACCUUCCAGUGCGUGGCCGCUGGCAAGGCCACGGAGGCCGAGCGGUUCCUAAUGCAGAGGCAGAGCGGUGAGGUCGUCCCUGCCACCUCCGUGAAGCACAUCAGCCACCGGCGCUUCCUGGCCACCUUCCAGCUGGACGAGGUGUCCAAGGAGGAGCAGGACCUGUACCGCUGUGUCACCCAGUCCAGCCGUGGCUCCGGCGUCUCCAACUUUGCUGAGCUCAUUGUCAAAGAGCCCCCCACACCCAUCGCGCCCCCCCAGCUGCUCCGGGCCGGUUCCACCUACCUCAUCAUCCAGCUCAACACCAACUCCAUCAUCGGCGACGGCCCCAUCGUGCGCAAGGAGAUCGAGUACCGCAUGACCUCGGGGCCCUGGUCGGAGGUCCAUGCUGUCAACAUGCAGACCUACAAGCUGUGGCACCUGGACCCCGACACGGAGUACGAGAUCAGCGUCCUGCUCACCCGGCCCGGCGAGGGGGGCACUGGCAAACCUGGCCCACCCCUCAUCAGCCGCACCAAGUGUGCAGAGCCCAUGCGGGCCCCCAAAGGCCUGGCGUUCUCUGAAAUCCAGUCCAGACAGCUGACGUUGCAGUGGGAGCCACUGGGCUACAACCUGACCCGCUGUCACACCUACACCGUCUCGCUCUGCUACCGCUAUUUCGUGGGCACCGGCCACAACCAAACCUUCCGGGAGUGCGUGAAGAUGGAGCGGAACGCCAACCGCUACACCAUCAAAAACCUCCUGCCCUACAAGAACAUCCACGUCAAGCUCAUCCUCUCCAACCCCGAGGGUCGCAAGGAGGGCAAGGAGGUGAUAUUCCAGACGGAUGAGGAUGGGUUUCUCAUCCUGGUCUGGUGUCGUGCCGCAUCCGAGCUCGUCCUCUUUCCCUCCCCAGUGCCCGGCGGCAUCGCCUCCGAGUCCCUCACCUUCACCCCGCUGGAGGACAUGAUCUUUCUGAAGUGGGAGGAGCCGGUGGAGCCCAACGGCCUCAUCACGCAGUACGAGAUCAGCUACCAGAGCAUCGAGUCCUCCGACCCGGCCGUCAACGUCCCCGGUCCGCGGCGCACCGUCUCCAAACUGCGCAACGAGACCUACCACGUCUUCUCCAACCUCCACCCCGGCACCACCUACCUCUUCUCGGUCCGGGCCCGCACCGGCAAGGGCUUUGGCCAGACGGCGCUCACCGAGAUCACCACCAACAUCUCGGCUCCCACCUUCGACUACGGGGACAUGCCGUCGCCGCUCAGCGAGUCGGAGAGCACCAUCACGGUGCUGCUGCGCCCGGCGCAGGGCCGAGGGGCUCCCAUCAGCACCUACCAGGUCAUCGUAGAAGAAGACCGGCCCAAGAAGCUGAAGCGGGAGCUGGGGGGACAGGAGUGUUUCCCGGUGCCGCUGACCUUCGACGACGCCGUGUCCCGUGGCUCCGUGCACUAUUUCGGGGCUGAGCUGCCAGCCAGCAGCCUCACCGAAGCCAAACCCUUCACCGUGGGGGACAACCAGACCUACAGCGGCUACUGGAACCCGCCGCUGGAGCCCAAGAAGGCGUAUCUCAUCUACUUCCAAGCCAUGAGCAACCUCAAAGGGGAAACCCGGCUGAACUGCGUCCGGAUCGCCCGCAAAGCUGCCUGCAAAGAGACCAGGCGUCCCCUGGAGGUGUCACAGCACUCGGAGGAGAUGGGCCUGAUCCUGGGGAUCUGUGCGGGGGGGCUCAUCGUCCUGAUUAUCCUCCUGGGAGCCAUCAUUGUUGUCAUUCGGAAAGGGAGGAACUACUAUUCUUAUUCCUAUUACCCAAAACCCGUCAACAUGACCAAAGCCACCAUCAACUACCGCCACGAGAAGACGCACAUGAUGAGCGCCGUCGACAGGAGCUUCACCGACCAGAGCACGCUGCAGGAGGACGAGCGCCUGGGGCUCUCCUUCAUGGACACCCACAACUACGGCAACCGAGGUGACCAGCGCAGCAGCGUGGUCAAUGAGUCCAGCAGCCUGCUGGGGGGCUCCCCCCGCCGCCAGUGCGGCCGCAAAGGGUCCCCGUAUCACACCGGGCAGCUCCACCCCGCCGUGCGCGUGGCCGAUCUCCUGCAGCACAUCAACCAGAUGAAGACGGCAGAAGGCUACGGCUUCAAGCAGGAGUACGAGAGCUUCUUUGAAGGCUGGGACGCUUCGAAGAAGAAAGACAAGACCAAGGGGAGACAGGAUCACGUGUCCACAUACGACCGUCACCGGGUGAAGCUGCACCCGCUGCUGGGAGACCCCAACUCGGACUACAUCAACGCCAACUACAUCGACGGCUACCACAGGUCCAACCACUUCAUAGCCACACAAGGGCCCAAGCAGGAGAUGGUGUACGACUUCUGGCGCAUGGUGUGGCAGGAGCACUGUUCCAGCAUCGUGAUGAUAACCAAGCUGGUGGAGGUGGGCCGGGUGAAAUGCUCCAAAUACUGGCCAGAUGACUCCGAGAUGUACGGGGACAUCAAGAUCACGCUGGUGAAGUCGGAGACAUUGGCCGAGUACACCGUCCGCACCUUUGCUCUUGAGAGGCGGGGCUACUCGGCCCGGCACGAGGUGAAGCAGUUCCACUUCACGUCGUGGCCCGAGCACGGCGUCCCCUACCACGCCACGGGGCUGCUGGCCUUUAUCCGCAGGGUGAAGGCGUCCACGCCGCCCGACGCCGGCCCCAUCGUCAUCCACUGCAGUGCCGGCACAGGCAGGACUGGCUGCUACAUUGUCCUAGACGUGAUGCUGGACAUGGCUGAGUGUGAGGGCGUCGUGGACAUCUACAACUGCGUGAAGACCCUGUGCUCGCGGAGGAUCAACAUGAUCCAGACAGAGGAGCAGUACGUCUUCAUCCACGACGCCAUCCUGGAAGCCUGUCUGUGCGGGGAGACCAGCAUCCCCGCCAGCGAGUUCAAACUCACCUACAAGGAGAUGGUGAGGAUCGAGCCGCAGAGCAACUCCUCGCAGCUGCGGGAGGAGUUCCAGACCCUGAACUCGGUGACUCCGCACCUGGACGUGGAGGAGUGCAGCAUCGCCCUCCUGCCCCGCAACCGGGAGAGGAACCGCAGCAUGGACGUCCUGCCGCCCGACCGAUGCCUUCCCUUCCUCAUCUCCGUGGAUGGAGACAGCAACAACUACAUCAACGCGGCCUUAACCGAUAGCUACACCAGGAGCGCUGCCUUCAUCGUCACCCUGCACCCGCUGCAGAACACCACCACCGACUUCUGGCGGCUGGUCUACGACUACGGCUGCACCUCCAUCGUCAUGCUCAACCAGCUCAACCAGUCCAACUCCGCCUGGCCCUGUUUGCAGUACUGGCCCGAGCCGGGGCUCCAGCAGUACGGCCCCAUGGAGGUGGAGUACGUUUCUGGAGCGGCGGAUGAAGACAUCGUGUCCCGGCUCUUCCGAGUCCAGAACGUCACACGGUUGCAGGAGGGGCACCUGAUGGUCCAGCAUUUCCAGUACCUGCGGUGGUCGCCGUAUCGAGACACCCCAGACUCCAAGAAAUCCUUCCUGCACCUCCUGGCGCAAGUGGAGAGGUGGCAGAAGGAGAGCGGUGAUGGCAGGACAGUGGUGCACUGCCUGAACGGAGGUGGCCGGAGCGGCACCUUCUGUGCCUCCACCAUGAUCCUGGAGAUGCUCAAGUGUCACAACAUGGCAGAUGUUUUCUAUGCUGCAAAGACGCUCCGCAACUACAAGCCAAAUAUGGUGGAGACCUUGGAGCAGUAUCACUUCUGCUACGACAUAGCGCUGGAAUAUCUGGAGUCCCUGGAGAGCAGAUAGCACCCGGCCAGGGCUCGCGCAGGGACGGCCCAUCCGCGCGUUCCGCGCUCGGACCUCGCGCUUGUCUGAAGGUGAGGAGUGGAAACAGCAAAGGACCCAACGAGAACACCCGGCAGAUCCAGAAAAACAAAUGUGGGGAUGCAUCAUCAUCCUCCGCUCUCCAUCUUUGCUUCCCGCCCCGAGUGCAUCUUUGGGUCUGAUGCUGCGACUCGUCCCGUCCCUGCGUCGCUCUGGCUCGUGGUCGCGGGGCCGGGGUGCACAGGAUGCGGCGCUGCCGGUGCCCCUGGAGCACCUGGAGACCAGGCCGGGAGGAGGAGGAGGAGGAGGGCAGAGGAGCCGAGGCCGUUUCCCAGCAGGGAAGGGUGGAUAUUUGGGGAAGAGACGCUGGAUUUUCAGUUGUGCGUGGAGCUGAUGCUGCUUUUUCAAGGAGCCCAGAGCGCUGCUGGGAGGUUUUCCCAUGGAGGGGUCACGCUCCGAGCCGGAGCGAAGACCAGGAGAGGAGCUCUUGAGUUUUUGCCCAUUCGCACCAUGAUCUUUGCUUCUUUUGUUCUGCGAGUUGUGACCCUCUGUGUAUCCAGCCCAUGACAGAGCGGGGACGUGGAGGGUGCGCUGUCCCUCUGCAGGGACCGACCCAGCGCGCUCCUGGCGCCCGUGCAAAGCUUGUCAAGCGACGGUUCCCCGGCGUCUCUGCACCAUCUCUUCCAUCUGUAGCAAUUAAUUCCUCCUGGGCUGGUUCGAAGGCACCAGCCCAUGGAUCCGUUUUAACCACGCCUUUGUGAACCUGCACGAGGAGACACCUUCGGUGCCCAGAAACACAAUCCUCACAACUCGGGUCCAUCCCGUGCGCCUCCCGGAUGCCGCCCCGCGCAGCUGCCCAUCGGUGCUGCCUGGGUUCUGCUGGCGCUGGCGACACGGGACGGUGGGUUUGGCGCUGGCCUGUGACCUGGGCCAGGCACAGGGAUGUCCCCCCGCCCCCGGUGCCACCUGAGGACAAGCACAUGGGGCCAGUGAUUAAUACCUGAUACUUGUUUGGCUGCAUCUUGCUGCAGGUGGGUGUGAGAUGUCACUUUUUCCAUCUGAAAUUGUGAUAAUUACAGGUUUUUAUGCUUCCAAGGGAGAGGCUGUUUUGUAAUCAAGCUGUGGUCAGGGUUUUCUCUCCUGCAAAUGGUCUUAAGCAGGUGCAACAAGAGGGAUGCAGGUCUGCAUUCUGCCCCCGAGACUCAAGGAACCGAGGGGAUGUUACUUCUGUCGGUUUUGCUUCACAGUCAUUUUUUGGAGGAUGGAGCAGGACAGAUGAGAAACUGUCCUCUGUACUCCGGAGGCUGCAUGUUGGUCACCCCAUCACUCAUCAUCCCACAUCGUCAUCCCUCCUGUCCUUCAUUUCUCGCCACGUCUCCUCCUCUUCCAUCCUCACCCCACAUCGGUCCUUCAGCCCCAUCUCCCCAGGGCAGGGGCGGCUUCCCGGCAGUGAAUUCAGAUCCACCCCGUGGCUCCAGGCUCUGGAAGGUGUCGUCUGGCUGGACUCGUCUGCAGCACAAAGGCCACAGAGCUGGAACGGAUGAGCAAAGCCAGGAGCUGUUUCCAUCCACCUUCUGGGGCGGAGCACGAAACAAGAUCAAUCUCUGCUCCUUCUCUCUCGGAGGAUGUUCCACCCGCUGCCUUGUAAACACCUGGGGUGGUGAGGAGGAUUUUGGCAGCACCGUAGGGUUUUGCCCAGACACUUGACUUUUCUGUGUCCUCACCAAAAAAUUCACACAGCCUGACAAUACCUUGGUCUAAGGGCUAUGCAACAUGAUUCCCCUUCCUUUCCACCCCCCCAGUCUCACUCUGCCGUGUGCCCAUGCUGUCUUGUGACUAAAUAGUCCUUUUACCCCACCAGGGCCUGCAAAAUGGUCCAGUUACACCAGUACCUGGUGACAGCAGUACUCUCAUCACAUCGGAAUAAAUUAGUGCCAUUCUCCCAAUCUCCAUCUGUCUGUAGGUGUGUCCAUGCUGUCCUAGGGCGCUGCAGGGAAGGUGCUGUCUGGUGGGUGCAGAAAUCGUUUGGUUUUGUAUGAAAACAGCUGGGCUGAGCCACUGGAAUUCCCAGGGAUGGGAUGUUGCUCCAGUGAUGCUGCGGCUUCAUCCCAGCCCUAGAGCCUGGACCAGCUGCAUCCUCCCUGCAGCACAUCCCGCAGCGCAUCCCGCAGCGCAUUGCAGGGAAAGUGCUGCCAGAAAGGUAAAAAAAGGAAAGUGGAACCCCCAUUUAGUCCUAAUGAGACAACAGAGACUGGAGGAGCUGUAUAUAUGUUUGAAAAGUGAGAUUUUUUUUUAUAUAUAUCUCCUUGCUCAGUGUCUCGGAGUUUUUAGGGCAUCAUUUGGAAGGGCAGACUUUGAAAUCAAAGUGCUAUAAAAACCACCUGAUCUCCAACGCCUACUGAGAUGCUCAUAUGACAUGAGGCAAGGAUAUCCUGUACAUAGAAAUAUAUAUAUAGAAAUAUAUAUAUAUAUAUAAAAAUAUAAAUACUGUUCUUAAGAUGGAUGAUGUUUAUUGGUAUUACAGCUUGGAGUGGUGCUUUUUUUUUCCUUUUUAAUAAAAACAAAACCACAACAAAAAGAAAAAAAAAGGAAAAAAGAAUUAAAACCUGAGAAAAACACCAAAGUGGAGCAGUUUUGUCUGCGUGCAGAAGCGGCCCUGGGAGCCGGCAGCACCGCGCGCUGCUGCCCAAGGGGCCGGCGGUGCCGCGAGGGGAUGGAGCAGCGGGGCUGAGGGGACGCGGCUGCGGUGGGUUGUGCCACGCACGCCCAGCUGUUGUUAACUGGUUUAUUAUUAUGAUUUUUGCCUUUCUUUUGAAGAAAAAUCAGUUGCAUAAAUAAAUGUUCCAAGUUUG
Molecule: messenger RNA, 7457 nt
Organism: Columba livia (rock pigeon)
Lineage: Eukaryota; Metazoa; Chordata; Aves; Columbiformes; Columbidae
Gene: PTPRU
Product: protein tyrosine phosphatase receptor type U
Exons: 31
Coding region: 16-4587 (1523 amino acids)
Biological process (GO): protein dephosphorylation
Cellular component (GO): membrane
Molecular function (GO): protein tyrosine phosphatase activity; protein binding
Source: RefSeq, a predicted model, not a curated record